UCUAAUGUUCUCGUGUCUUCACCUUAAAGUCUCUCCGAGUCUCUCGUUGGCUGAUCGCUCCGAGGCGUCACCAUGUGUCCUCCAGCAGCAGAGCUCCAUGCUGGUCCUCCUCUGGUCUCCUCCCACUGCAGGACCAGCUGUAGACCGUGAACCGUGGAGUACGGGUCUGAUGCGGAUUACCUGGAGUCUGGAUGCGCGUUAAGCAGCGCCGCUUUCAUUCUUUCAACUAAAAUUCUCUUUUGAAUGGGAUUAUUUCCGACAUCGUCCAGCAUGGCGAGCCGCCUCCUGCACACUCUGCACCUCCUCCUCAUCCUGGAGUCGAGCUGGGCUAAACCCGGACCCGAGGACCCCGGGGAGGAGGUCUCACCGCCGGUGGAGCCGCGCGUCUUUACGCACGAAAGCGCAAAGCGCGACAUGGUCUCCAUCAACAUGUUCAAAGUGUUCGACAAGUACAGCAAAGAGCCGCAGAGGCACAAGGACGGGAACACCGUGAGGAGCUUCACAGCGCUGCCCAGAGUCUUACACGGUAAAGAAGUCUUCCAGUUCAACCUGUCCUCCAUCCAGGAAUCAGAGCUCGUCCUCCUCGCCUCGUUCCAUUUCCUCUACAAGCGUCCUCGCCACCACCAGCGACCGUGGCGUCUCCGCCGGCCCCCCCACCCCUCCCCCACCUCCUCCCACCUCCUCUUCCACGGAUCAUCAUCUUCUGCAGAGACUCCUCUGGGAAACGUAACUCUGGCUCCUUUCAGGAAAGGCUCCUGGCAAACGAGAGACGUAACGGCGGUGGUGAAACACGCCAGAGACGUCGGAGAGUUUGUGGUCACGGUGGAGUUUGAAACGGGGGUCCGGGGGCCACAGAGGGGCCCUCACGGCCAGGAGAACCUCUCUUCGGAGAACCUGCCGUAUAUCUUAGUGUAUGCUGAUGAUAGAGCGAUAGACGAGCCGAACAGUGUGGCCACGUCGCUGCAGAGGUACGGGCCCUUCCCCGGAGUGGAGGACGCGUCCCAUUCAGCUUCGAGGGUGCGGAGGGAGCUCCAGAUCCACACCAACGACAUCCCAGAGGUUCAGUACAACACCCUGAAGAACCACGAGCUGUGGCAGAACACGUACUUCCCGGCAGAGAAAGCCAAAGCGGCGGUGAAGGCGGGCAGGAAGCAUGGUCCGGAGAGCGGCGAGGGGCCGGGGAAGCCCCAAGUGUUGAGCUUCGACGAGAGGACGAUGAAGAAGGCGAGGAGGAGACAAUGGAGCGAGCCCCGGGUCUGCUCCAGGCGGUACCUCCGGGUCGACUUCGCCGAUAUCGGAUGGAGCGAGUGGGUUCUCGCCCCCAAGUCCUUCGAUGCGUACUACUGCGCCGGGGCCUGCGGGUUCCCCAUCCCUAAAGUGGUGCGUCCCUCCAACCACGCCACCAUCCAGAGCAUCGUCCGAGCGGUGGGGAUUGUCCCCGGCGUCCCCGAGCCGUGCUGCGUCCCCGAGAAGAUGAGUCCCCUCAGCGUCCUCUUCCUCGACACCAACAGGAACAUGGUGCUGAAGGUUUACCCCGGCAUGUCUGUGGACACAUGUUCCUGUCGGUAGGACUCACAUCAGUGGAGACUUGAACAUUUCCACACUGCAGCUGAGGAUAAACUGAUUUGACUUGCAGGACUCUGGAGUCUCAGUUAGAGAACUCUUUGCUGAAUUUUGGACGAGUCUCCGUCAUGGUCCGACUGAACUUUUUCCUGCUUAUCUAACAAUUUCCAUAGCUGGUGUUCUCCAUCAGACCACCUUCAUUUCUUUUGAUCUUGUCAUCUAAAAGCAGCUUAAAAGGUAUACAGGAUUUUCUUUAAAAUUAAAUAAUGUAUAGACUUUCUUUUCGUGUCGCUACGAAAAUAGCACCAGUGCAGAAAAAAGGUAAAUAUAGAGAGACCGGAGCAGGUGGACAAAGUU
This is a messenger RNA of Centropristis striata (black sea bass), 1920 nucleotides long. RefSeq names its product growth/differentiation factor 10-like. The coding region runs from base 244 to 1569 and encodes 441 amino acids. NCBI's taxonomy places the organism in Eukaryota, Metazoa, Chordata, Actinopteri, Perciformes, Serranidae. Gene Ontology annotation, molecular function: growth factor activity; cytokine activity. The record is from RefSeq and is a predicted model, not a curated record. Gene Ontology annotation, biological process: BMP signaling pathway; SMAD protein signal transduction. Gene Ontology annotation, cellular component: extracellular region. The transcript has 3 exons.